Molecule: messenger RNA, 4533 nt
Organism: Dalotia coriaria
Lineage: Eukaryota; Metazoa; Arthropoda; Insecta; Coleoptera; Staphylinidae
Product: transport and Golgi organization protein 1-like
Exons: 6
Coding region: 14-3991 (1325 amino acids)
Biological process (GO): protein secretion; vesicle cargo loading; endoplasmic reticulum to Golgi vesicle-mediated transport
Cellular component (GO): endoplasmic reticulum membrane; endoplasmic reticulum exit site
Molecular function (GO): protein binding
Source: RefSeq, a predicted model, not a curated record
AGUUUGUUUGUCAAUGCGCUGCGACGAUGAAAAGAUGAACGUGAAAAUUUCCUUCCUCCUCGUCGCGCUCGCCGUGUGCACGUCCACGGAGGCGGCCGUCUCCAGCAAGCGAAGAUGCGUCGACGAAAACUGUACAGUGCCAAUUUCGUUGGGUAGAACGCUCAUUUCAUAUGCCGCCCCCGAGCCCGGCAUGCUUUCGUUCCGACCCGGUGAAGAGGUGAAGAUUUUCAGCAAGGAAGCUGGCAGUAAUCUGGAUUUGUGGGGUGUGGAGUUGAGAGGCAAAAGGGGUUACAUACCAAAGACUAUGGUGAAAGAAAUGAAAAUGUUUAACCAUAAAGCAGAGAUUGUGGUGGAUACUGAGUUCAAACCAGCACCAGCAGUGCCUUCUAGCAAUAAUUCAGACUCAGAGAAGAUUAUCAUUGAUGGAACCACAUUGUACAAUGAUAUCUCACCUAGUGCCACUCAAGAUACACAUCAUCAGCAACAACAGUCAACAUCAGUGCCUGUUUUAUCAGAAAAUGUAAAGCAAGAAAUAAAUGAAAUUCUCACUGAAAACAUUGGUGAAAAAACAUCACAGGAAACUGUUUUGCCAGAAAAGCAAGAAGCAAAUGAUUUAAAGGAAUCAACAACACAGGAAAAGGAAGCAAUUGAUAAUAAACAAAAUGAAAAAGAAGAAUUGGCUGAUGAUGAAGAUGAUGAUGAGGAUGAUGAUGAUGGAUUUGAUAUUGAGAGUGAAGAUGAUGAAGAAGAUGAAAAUGAUGAUGAUUUAAAAGAUAUUGAAGUGGAGCUUAAUAAACCAAAAGAUGUUAAUAUUGAAACAAAAGUUGAUGAUGAGCCAAAAACAAUUGAACAGCCAGAAAUUGAAAUUAAAGGCGAACCUGGUGUAUUACCGGUAACGGAAGCACCGCCUAUUCAAAAUCAACCACCACCGCCUCCUCCGACUAAACUUCCAUUGUUUUUCCGCCAAGCAAAUGUUCCUGUAAAAGAUCCGGGCAUGCCUGCAUCUGGUACACCUUCUACAACCACAGAAGAGGUGAUUAAUGUCGAAUCAACUCCUGAUAUUCAUGAAGAUCAAAUCAAAAAUGAUGAAAAUCAAUCUUUAAAUUCUGUUAACACUGAUUCGACUGAAAGUGAAGUUAAAAUCGAAGAAGAACACGUUAAAGAAGUCGAAAACACUCUUUCUAAUGAAGAACAACCUGUUGAAAGUAUCGCUAUAGGUCCACCAUUAGUCGAUAACAGUGUAAAUGACAGUAGUGAGUUUAAAUCUGAGUUUGCUGACACAUACGAACCAAUUGCUGCUAGUGCGGAAGAAAAUCCAGAUGUUAAUUUGGAUGCACCACCACAAAUACCAGAUCCUCCGCCUGUAGAUGCCUUCGAAAAUUUACCAGCACAAGAAGUAGCAGAGAAUUCGCAGGAAAAAUCUUCAUCAAACGAAAAUGCAGAUACAGAACAGCCUGCUCCAACAGAAGAAUCAAGUUACUUUGGAGGCUACUUCUCCAAAUCGGAAGUCGCGGAUGAACCGGAAGUUACAACACCAAUACCUGUUGAGGAAGAAACGCUUACGAAAACGAACGCUUACACCACGACCGAACCAGAAACGAUAAGUAUUGAAGACGAACGGAAACCGAAUGUAGACGAAUCCGAAACAGUUGAAGCGAUAACUGAAGCUGUUACCGAACAGCCGUCAUCUUGGAGUUAUGGUAAUGUAGAUUCUUCCACUGAAAAUUCAGCUGAUAUAGGAUUCGCAGGAAGUGUCGUUGAUACCAGUUAUGAUCAGAUUAAUAUUGAGCAAAAAGAAAGCGAAACAACCACAAAUUAUGGGACAAAUACUGAAACAAAUGAAGAAUCUGAAGGAAACUGGUUUGACUCACUGUUGGGUAUGUUUGCUGCACCCAAACAAGAACCGUCUAUUUAUGCAGACGACACUCCAAAAUACACGGAAAGCAAAUAUGAAGAAGUCAAUGAUGAUGUUUUACUUUCACAAUAUGCUAGUCACAACAAUCGCGACAGUUGCCCAGCCGACGAUGUACACUGUCAGUCUGAAACUUCACACGCAGACCAUUAUUCGGCCGAAACCACCUACACUGAAGAAUCCAGCAUGGCGUCCAUGUUAGACAUGUUUGAAUUCAACGACACGCUGAUGAUUGUCGCUAUUUCCGGCGCAUGCGUUGUACUCUUUCUCUGGGGUUACAUGCUGAUUGAAAAAAUGCGCAAAGAAGGACCUCUUGUCGGUAAAAUAAAUCAUUUAGAACAUCAGUUGCUUAUUCUAGCGAAAGAAAAUGAAGUUCUGAGUCAUAAAGCAGAAGAUGCGAAGAACUCACAGCAGGAAAUUAAUGAAAAUGUGUCAAGUGAAAUGGUCGUAGAGCUACAGAAUCAGUUAGAAGAAGCUAAUAACGCUCGAUAUGCACUAGAAGAACAAUUGGAGUCGUUAGAAAAAGAAUUAGAGAAUUCCACAGAAGUGGGUUUAGAAUUAAACAAGAUGUUAUCGGAUGUGUUAAGUUCACAAAAUGGAAGUGAUACUGUGAUGGCAAAUAUAGAACAACUACAAAAACAAUUAGUUGAACAACAAUCUACUAUCAACAGUGUUAAUGAUAAAUUAAACGAGAAAGAUACAGAAAAUCAUGAGUUGCAACUUGAGUUGGAAAUCAACAAUAAAAAAGUAGUUGAUUUACAAGCUGAGCUGGAAAAAAUGAUGCUGAAUCUGCUCAAAGCGGAAGAAGAGAAAGAAAUUUCAGUGAGUAAAACUGAAGCUGAAGCUUUAUCACUUAGGGAAGCUCUGACUAAAGUCAAAGCAACUAGCAAUGCUGAAAUUGCACAGCUUACUAAGCAGUUAUUAGAAGUUAAGUCACACGCGGAUGAAGCGCAGCGCAACUUUGAACUUAAAGCCAAAGAGUAUAACCUACUCAAAGAAGGACUGAGCGAAACAGAUUCAAAUAAGAAUGUUGUGGAGCACAGCACGUUAAAGGCGGAGCUGUUGCAACUGCAACAGGACAAUAAAAAUCUGGCGGAGAGAUUAGGCCACGAACAGAUUAUCGGGAAGAAUUUCCAGAGUGAAGUUUUGCAUUUAGGUGAGGAGAAGGUGGCCCUCAAGAAGCAGUACGAAGAAGCGGAUAAGGAGAAAUUAGAAGCGUUGACUAAACUAGAAGUAUUGAGUUCAUAUUUUAAAGAGAAGGAAGCAGAGCUUCAGCGUGAACUUGCUAAGCACGAGGCGAUGUGGAGUGAGAAUCAAGGAGAAAGCACCACAACUUCAGAACGGAUGAAGUUUAUGCAAGCAGAAAUACAAAAUUUCAAGACGCAGGUAGCUUCACUUCAACAAGAAAUAGUUUCUCAAGAGGUUGAUCUCAAGAGUCAGAUUUCUGUGUUGGAGAAAAAGGCUCAUGAAAAUUGGGUCGCUGCUCGACAAGCAGAGCGUAGAAUUGAGGAUGCUCGCCAGGAGGCAGCGCAACUGCGCAAUAGACUAACACUACGAGAACGUGGACUUAUCGAAGAAAAAUCACAGAAUCGCAACGGAAUGUCUCCCCUUGAAACAAACGGUGUCGACCAUCACCUCAACGACACCGCCUCCCCGCCCCUCUUAUUCGGUGCACGCGAGCACAUGACUACAUCGCCACCACUCUUGCCCGGCUUACCUCCUGGUUUUCCUAUGCCGCCUCCGCCGGGUGUGGGCGUCCCGCCGUUCCUCCCGCCUUUUAUGCCUGGCAUGCCGCCGCCGCCUGGAGUGUUCCCGGGUGAUCAUCGUCCUCCGCCGCUUGGACGCAUGUCGUCGCCGCCACUGAAUAGUCGAUACACACCCGACUCGCGACCUUUCUCGCCGUACGACCGGCGCUCACCGUCACCGACUGACGAUGAUUAUUACGACCGCGAUGAUCGAGACUAUUACAACCAUCGGCCUAAACGAAACAAUGGCCGACGAAGUGGCUAUAGCACCGGCUCGAACUCGAACGAGUCGCUAGAAAAACUGGAUCGGUCGCGCUCGCAUUCGAAGGUCUAGCGAUUUGUCGCUUGCUGUUUCUAUCCGUAGAUUCGACCGAAAAAAAGGAAACCAACACCGGAACCACGAACGGACUAAUGAUGCGCAUGCGCAAUUUUAUAUCUAGAACAAUGCGUGUGGACUUUGACGCCAUUGCUGUGAAUCUAACUUAAUCUAACAAAACAAAUCGAACUUGUGCGAAAUUUGAUUUUCCAGACAUGUAAACGUUUUUAAACACGUGUAUUGUUUGUAUGCUAGUUUUGUGCUUUAUUUAAUUCAUUGUUUUGUUUGGGUGUUUGACAGGUGACAGCCGGAAGUAGAAUGGCGCAUGUUAAGAUGGCGUGAAUCUGAUUUUGUAUGAUUGUGUGUAUGUUUAUCUGCAGCAUUUGUUUGGCGCGUUUUGUUCUUGUUUGUGUUGAUUAACACCAAUGGUGCCGUAUCAACUCAAGAAAAGUCUCAAAGCGUGAAACUUUACUAUUACUGAUUCAUUCAAGACGCAAAACAUUGUACAUAUAAUACUUGUACAAAAUGAAAAACAAUAAAUUGUAUAUUAUCUAUAAAAA